GACACAAAAGUCUCUCCAUGGCACCUCAUCACAUCCGCAAAUACCAGGAGACUGACCACAAAAGGGUCCAGGACUUGUUCUCCCAAGGAAUGGUCGAGCACAUCCCCGCCACUUUCCGCCACAUACUGAAGUUGCCACAAACAAUCCUGGUCUUACUUGGGGUGCCCAUCACCCUACUCCUGGUCUCUGGCUUUUGGCUCCUGGCUCUUGGAUCUAAUGUCACCCUCCUUGUUUUCCUCUGGCUGCUGGCCAGACACCCUUGGAAGAAGUACGUGGUCAUGUAUUUGCAGACAGACCUUGCUGACAUCACCAAAUCCUACCUGAGUGCCCAUGGUUCCUGCUUCUGGGUGGCUGAGUCUGGGGGCCAGGUAGCAGGCAUAGUGGGUGCUCUGCCAGUGAAGGACGCCCCCCCAGUGAGGAAGCAACUGAAGCUGUUUCACCUCUCUGUGGCCUUGGAGCACCGAGGUGAAGGACUAGGGAAAGCCCUGGUCAUGACUGUCCUCCAGUUUGCAAGGACUCAGGGCUACAGUGAGGUUGUCCUUGAAAGUAGCAUGGUACAGCAGGAUGCUCUGACCCUCUACCUGCGCACGGGCUUCCAGAAGACAGGAGAGAGCACCUUCACUAGAAAAGAAAAACCUUAUCAGAAGGAGGCUGGGACACAGCUUUCUGAAACCAUCAACCCUGAACUUCAGGCUUCAGGAGGGCAGGACAGUGAGGCUGCCCUCAGGCUCAAGUGGAGGCCUUCUGCCCCUCCUCUGCUCUGCAUAGGAAUCCUCUCCCUUGUAAGCAUCGCCCUGCCCCUGCCCCCCAGCACCUGUCUUCUUCUCCAUGUCACCAGCAACCCAGGCCAGAAAGGAUUUGUCUCCUCCCCUGAGGCAGGGCAGCCUGGUUAG
Messenger RNA from Ictidomys tridecemlineatus (thirteen-lined ground squirrel), 893 nucleotides. The record is from RefSeq and is a predicted model, not a curated record. Lineage: Eukaryota; Metazoa; Chordata; Mammalia; Rodentia; Sciuridae.